AAGUGGGUCGGGGGCUUGGCCUCUGCCCGGCCGCAGAGCCGGAGCGGGAGUACUGUUCUGAGAGUUGAGCCCCAGAACGAGCUUAUCCGGCGGCGCACCCCGGGCAGGGCCCGGGACAGGGUCCAGGAUGCUCAACGUCCCUUCCCAGUCCUUCCCGGCCUCCAGCUCGCAGCAACGCAUCGCCUCUGGGAGGCGUAGCAAGGUUCCUUUAAAACAGGGCCGAAGUCUUAUGGAUUGGAUUCGACUGACCAAAAGUGGAAAGGACUUAACAGGAUUGAAAGGCAGGCUAAUUGAAGUAACUGAAGAAGAACUUAAAAACCACAAUAAAAAGGAUGACUGUUGGAUAUGCAUAAGAGGGUUUGUUUAUAAUGUCAGCCCAUACAUGGAAUAUCACCCUGGUGGAGAAGAUGAGCUAAUGAGAGCAGCAGGAUCUGAUGGGACUGACCUUUUUGAUCAGGUUCAUCGUUGGGUCAAUUAUGAAUCCAUGCUGAAAGAAUGCCUGGUUGGAAGAAUGGCAGUUAAACCCACCAUUUCAAAAGACUAUCAUGAGGAAAAGAAAGUCUUAAAUGGCAUGCUUCCUAAGAGCCGAGUGACAGAUACACUUGUCAAAGAAGGUCCUAGUUUUCCAAGCUAUGAUUGGUUCCAAACAGAUUCCUUAGUCACCAUUGUCAUAUAUACUAAACAGAAGGAUAUCGGUUUAGACUCAAUAAUAAUUGAUCAUCAGGAUGAUUCCUUUAGAGCAGAAACAAUUAUCAAGGACUAUUCAUAUCUUGUACAUAUUGGGCUAAGCCAUGAGGUUCAAGAAGAUUUUUCUGUGCGGGUUGUUGAGAAUGUGGGAAAAAUAGAAAUUGUCCUUAAGAAAAGAGAGAAAACUUCUUGGAAAUGUCUCGGUCAUCCCCUGGAGAAUGAUAAUUCACUAGUUCCAAAGAAAGAUACAGGUUUAUACUACAGAAAGUGCCAGUUAAUUUCCAAGGAAGAUGUCACUCAUGAUACGAAGCUUUUCUGUGUGAUGCUGCCACCGAGCACUCAUCUUCAGGUGCCCACUGGGCAACAUGUUUACCUCAAGCUGACUAUUACAGGUACAGAAAUAGUAAAGCCAUACACACCUGUAUCAAAUUCCUUACUCUCAGAGUUCAAAGAACCAGUUCUUCCCAACAAUAAAUACAUCUACUUUUUGAUCAAAAUCUAUCCAACUGGACUCUUUACACCAGAACUUGAUCAUCUUCAAAUUGGAGAUUUUGUUUCUGUAAGCAGUCCUGAGGGCAAUUUUAAAGUAUCCAGACUCCAAGAAUUAGAAGAUCUCUUCUUAUUGGCAGCUGGAACAGGCUUCACACCAAUGGUUAAAAUACUGAAUUAUGCUUUGACUUAUAUACCCAGUCUCAGGAAAGUGAAGCUGAUGUUCUUCAAUAAAACAGAGGAUGAUAUAAUUUGGAGAAGUCAGCUGGAGAAAUUAGCAUUUAGAGAUAAAAGAUUUGAUGUUGAAUUUGUUCUCUCAGCACCCACUUCUGAUUGGAAUGGCAAACAGGGACACAUUUCACCAGCUCUUCUUUCUGAUUUCUUAAAAGCAAGUUUAGACAAAUCCAAAGUUCUCAUCUGCAUUUGUGGACCAACACCAUUUACAGAAGAAGGAAUAAGGUUGCUGCAUGAUCUUAACUUUUCCAAAGAUGAGAUCCAUAGUUUUACAGCAUAAUGAAGACCUGUCAUUGUCCUUAACUAGUUUACCUAAAUUUGUGAUGGCUUAGGGUUUUUUAAGAACAUUUUUGUAUAUACAAAAAGGUUAACUAGAAUCCAGGCUUCCAUUUCUGAAAUGAAAUCAACUGUUUUCUUCUGUAUAAGUAACUUCUUGGCUUUAUUUUGUACCAUAACUUAUUUUACUACUGAUAUUUGAACAAGAAGUUGGUCUUGGCAACAAAUAUAUACAAGAUUCUUUGUUAUGAAUCAUAAAUUUCCUUACCAUUUAAAUCUUAUUACUGUUGUACAAUAAGCACUUGUAUUUAUGACAUAAAAUAAAUGAUCACUUCGAUCAUGUUUCUAUGCUGUAAAAUGUCUUAUUAGCAAUACAAAUUCAAUUUUACAUUGCACUGUUAACUCAGGAAAUGAUCAUUUAUGUUCUGGUUACUGAUAUUAAAACAUGGAAUGUUUUAACUUAUUAAGUGAUCCAAAAAUUUGUUUGUAUGUAUCUGGUAUUAAUGCAGAGGUGAAUAAAGUUAUACUUAAGUGUUUUUUAA
Molecule: messenger RNA, 2228 nt
Organism: Lepus europaeus (European hare)
Lineage: Eukaryota; Metazoa; Chordata; Mammalia; Lagomorpha; Leporidae
Product: cytochrome b5 reductase 4
Exons: 16
Coding region: 128-1690 (520 amino acids)
Biological process (GO): generation of precursor metabolites and energy; superoxide metabolic process
Cellular component (GO): endoplasmic reticulum
Molecular function (GO): heme binding; oxidoreductase activity
Source: RefSeq, a predicted model, not a curated record